AUUGGGUGUGUUGUGUUUUUAAGUUUUUUAGUUUUUACAAUUUCGCUGAAUUUAAAACGUACAAAUUCUCCCGUAAUUUGGUAACAAAUAUUAUGAAUCAAAUUUAGUGGCGCAUAUAAAGCCUGUAUUUUACAUUUGGUACCGGAAAUUGAUUCAAUUAUGGAUUACGAUUAUCUUAUAAAACUACUGUGCGUUGGCGAUUCAGGAGUUGGAAAAACUAGUUUUCUGUAUAAAUAUACUGACGGUGUUUUUCACACUCAGUUUAUCUCCACAGUUGGUAUAGAUUUUCGAGAAAAGUCCGUGAUUUAUCAACAGAAUGGAAGGCAACACAGAAUACAUUUACAACUAUGGGACACCGCAGGACAAGAGAGAUUCCGGAGCCUAACAACAGCCUUUUACCGAGAUGCAAUGGGUUUCCUGCUUCUCUUUGAUUUGACUAAUGAGGCCUCUUUUCUUGAGGUCAGGAACUGGAUUGAGCAGUUGAAGACACACAGUUUGAGCGACGACCCAGACAUCGUCCUCUGCGGGCACAAAUGCGAUCUCCAAGAGAAACGCCUGGUCAACCAGAACAGAGCAAGAGAGUUCGCCAAGAACUACAACUUGCCUUAUUUAGAGACCAGCGCUAAGUCCGGGCAGAACAUAGAUCGGGCCAUUGAGAUACUGCUAGACAAAGUUAUGAUUAGAAUGGAGUCGUCAGUGGAGUACGCUAUGCUGUGUGCGUCAGGGCGGCGGCGGCAGUCCCUGCAGAGAUUGCAGGCCAAGCAGGAAAGCAAGCCUUGCUCCUGCUAGACUUAAGGUGGGUUCACUGCGACGCACACUGUGGAAGCUAGGUACUAGAAUGUUGCACAAAGCUUGGUAGACGUGUAAGGGCAGUCGCACAUUCAACGCGAUUUCACAAGAGAUACCCAUGAGAUUUAGUGAAAUACCUACAGGUUACGCGUUACUUAUGGAUAAGCAAUCGUAAGACCAAUCAAGACGUUUAAAAGAAGGUAAAUGGCUAAAUAAUUCCGAAGCUUCAUCCGAACUUCUUCGGAUUUAUUCACGUUCAGUCAAGUGCAAAAAUACGUAUCGAUUUUAUCCGCUCAAAAAUAUGUACCGAGACCUUAUUCCGCCGACAUAAAGUGCUAUGGGACAUAUUUUUGAUAAGUUGUACGCACCCAUAUUUUUACACUUGACUGUUCAUUUAUGUUGAAGUCAAGGAAAAAGAUACCUUACACAGUUGCUUAACUUCUUUGAUGGACAAAGUUACGCUGUCCCAAUUUUUAAUGAGUUCAGUUUCUAUAUGCGUAAUUUGGAUUCGUUUGAAUGUGUGAUGGGCCAAAUAUAAAAAAAAAUCCCCUUAAAAGUCAAUGUAGUUUACCUGUGCGUCGCAGUGGACUUUCAGAUUUAUUAUCUGUGAUUUUAUACAUUCCUAAUAUUUCAUAAUCAUUUUGGUCCUAAGUGCCAAAGACACCAUUAUCGUAAACAAUUAAGUUUCUAAAUUUUAAAUAAGAAACCUAUUUUUAGUUUAGUUAUAAACAAUAUUGGGUCUAACAGUGAGAGAGACUGAUUUUGAUUUUAUAGUACAAAAAAAUAACGAUAUCUUGGCAGGUUAAUACGGGCAUAGCCAGGGAAAACACUUGAAUAUGGUACUACAGCUAUGGUUGAAUAAAGCAUUGAAGUUUUACUCGGUCUUUAUGAAUAACACUAAACUAGAAACGAUCAAGAGUUUGCCUUCUGAACUAAUAACACCCAUUUCUUUUUGUUUAAUUAAAGCCAGUCCACCAACCUGCCAAUUCAUCGCUGCGUAUGAAACGCAACUAUCACUGUCGCACUGAUAUCACUCAUAUGGAAAAGUGAGAGAUACAAAAUGUUUCGAGUGAUUCUAGACGCAGGAAUAUAUGUAGUAUUAUCAGUAAUGUACUGGAUUAAAAAAUAGGUACACCCGGCGAUAAUGAUUGCACAUCGGUUUUUCGUCUUCGUGGAGCGUUGUCUCUUUCUUGCCAAUUGCGUAAAAUUGAUGUUACUUGCGCAGUUUUUUAAGACAAAUUAUUAGUCUUAGCAAGGCAAGUAAA
Messenger RNA from Leguminivora glycinivorella, 2054 nucleotides. RefSeq names its product ras-related protein Rab-27A (gene Rab27). Lineage: Eukaryota; Metazoa; Arthropoda; Insecta; Lepidoptera; Tortricidae. Gene Ontology annotation, cellular component: secretory granule; melanosome. The record is from RefSeq and is a predicted model, not a curated record. The transcript has 5 exons. Gene Ontology annotation, biological process: positive regulation of exocytosis; melanosome transport. Bases 160 to 789 code for a protein of 209 amino acids. Gene Ontology annotation, molecular function: GTP binding; GTPase activity.